Molecule: messenger RNA, 2066 nt
Organism: Neogale vison (American mink)
Lineage: Eukaryota; Metazoa; Chordata; Mammalia; Carnivora; Mustelidae
Gene: MAPK15
Product: mitogen-activated protein kinase 15
Exons: 14
Coding region: 57-1829 (590 amino acids)
Biological process (GO): intracellular signal transduction; protein phosphorylation
Cellular component (GO): nucleus; cytoplasm
Molecular function (GO): ATP binding; MAP kinase activity
Source: RefSeq, a predicted model, not a curated record
UUCAACAGUUCCAGCCCCGCGGGCGUCCGGAGGCCUCCCGGCGCCCACCCGACGGCAUGUGCGCGGCAGAGGUGGACCACCACGUAGCCCAGCGAUACCUGCUCAAGAGGCGGCUGGGGAAGGGGGCCUAUGGCAUCGUGUGGAAGGCCGUGGAUAGGAGGACUGGCGAGGUCGUGGCCAUCAAGAAAAUCUUCGAUGCCUUUAGAGACAAGACGGAUGCCCAGAGAACGUUCCGGGAAAUCACGCUGCUCCAGGAACUUGGGGACCAUCCCAACAUCAUCCGCCUCCUGGAUGUGAUCCGGGCGGAGAAUGACAGGGACAUUUACCUCGUGUUUGAGUCUAUGGACACGGACCUGAACGCCGUCAUCUGUAAGGGCAGGCUGCUGAAGGACACCCACAAACGCUACAUCAUCUACCAGCUCCUGCGGGCCACCAAGUUCAUCCACUCGGGACAUGUCAUCCACCGGGACCAGAAGCCCUCCAACAUUCUCCUGGACUCCAGCUGCUCGGUGAAGCUCUGCGACUUUGGUCUCGCCCGCUCCCUUGAUGGCCUCCCUGAGGGGCCUGAGGGCCAGGCCCUGACAGAUUACGUGGCCACACGCUGGUACCGGGCUCCCGAGGUGCUGCUGUCCUCCAGCUGGUACACCCCCGGAGUGGACAUGUGGAGUCUGGGCUGCAUCCUGGGGGAGAUGCUGCGGGGAAGGCCCCUGUUCCCAGGCACAUCCACGCUUCACCAGCUGGAGCUCAUCCUGGAGACCAUCCCACCGCCGUCCAAGGAGGACCUCCUGGCUCUUGGCUCAAGCUUCAGUGCCUCGAUCCUGCCCUGCCUACGGGCCUGGCCACGGCAGCCGCUGGACACCCUCCUGCCGCCAGACACACCCCCGGAGGCCUUGGAUCUCCUCAGGGGCCUCCUGGUAUUUGCCCCGGACAAGCGUCUCAGCGCAGCCCAGGCACUGCAGCACCCCUACGUGCAGAGGUUCCACUGCCCCGCCCGUGAGUGGACCCUGGAUUCGGCUGUGCGGCUCCCAGUGCUCGAAGGAGUUCAGCUCUCAGCCCCCGAGUAUCGCAGCCGCGUCUAUCAGGUGCUGUGGCGGCGACCACGAACAUCCCCAUCGGCGCUCACCCUCGAGCCCCUCCCCUGCCUCAGCGGCCCCCUGACCCUCUACACCCGCGCGAUGAUCCUGGAGCGCAGGGCCAACAGCCGGGUCCCCAGAGAGAAGGGCGUGGGGGGCACACCCCCGGGCGCACAGCCCGGCGCCCCCCCGCCCCAGGCGCACCUGCUCAGAGCCAGCGCCGCCCCUCCGCCCGCCCCGGGCUCGCCCACGCGGAACCCCGGACGCAGACCUCAGAGCGGCCCGACUCAGCGGCCCGCGCCGGACGUUGCCUGCGGAGCCAAGAACCUUCCGCGGCAGAACUCGGCCCCCGUGCUCCAGCCUCCGCCCCCACGAGGUCUCGGGAGAGGGGAGAGGCCCCCUGGGGCGACGCCGGAGCCCCCCUCGGCCCCCUCGUGGGUGAAGCCCAGUGGCAAGGGGGCGGCGCCCUCCCUCGCCAGGCAGGCCGCCGCCCAGGUGGCCAUCCAGGCCCUAGUCCGGAGCGACUGGCACCCUGGACGAGAGCUGCGCGCCAGCGGCGCGCGACGGGUCCCUCGCGGGCUUCCCGCGAACGGCCCGCCCGAGCCCCGGCCGGGCCGGAGGAUGUUCAGCGCCUCGGCCUCGCAGGGGGUCCAGGGCGCCGCAAGGGCUGCGCUCGGGGGCUACUCUCAAGCGUACGGUACCGUCUGCCACUCGGCACUGGGCCGCCUGCCGCUGCUCCCGGGUCCCCGCGCCUAAGCCGCCCCACCGGCCUUCAGACCGGCUCUUCCGCUCAGCCCGUGCCCCUUGCCUAGUCCCCUGCCCCUCUCCCAGCCCCAGAUUUACCCCCCGUCCCCCACGCUCUCCAACGCCCUUUUACCGGCUCGCCUUUUUGCCUCGCCACAUUCUCGAGAUCCAGGGGGCUUGUCCAGGCCUCCCGGCGGCGGGGUGGGUGAGGUUCCCACCCAUCGCCAAUCACGCCCUCCAAUAAAUUCG